Molecule: messenger RNA, 558 nt
Organism: Fusarium graminearum PH-1
Lineage: Eukaryota; Fungi; Ascomycota; Sordariomycetes; Hypocreales; Nectriaceae
Exons: 4
Coding region: 1-558 (185 amino acids)
Source: RefSeq, a predicted model, not a curated record
AUGCCAUUGACUGAGAUAUACCGCGCAGAUAAUGCUCUAUCUAUGCGAACAUCCCCUCUCGUCAUUCGCGGAUACAGUGUUCGCGUUGAGGCCCUUGGUGUCAUCCACAUUAUCGACAAAGAUGAGACCUCGGCCUCUAUAAUAUACAAGCAGCAGCCAUCUCUUUUCAGAUUGAAUGAGUCUACAUUCACGCAAGCAGCAGCAAACCGGCGCUUAUCCCUAGAUGACCCAGUCGGCAUUAGAAAAGCGAGUGGAGCUAAUGAACACCGGGGAAGGUCCCCUCCCGAAGAUGAUACAAGCUAUUUAGAGCUGACCGCAUUUGAGCGAUGCUAUGGAUCAGCAACCCGCGAUCGGUCGCUGGAGAACGACGAAAGGAGUGGCCUCUAUGACAAAACACGAGGGGGCGCCAUUCGAGCACCAAACAAGCAUGGGCCCCGACCGGAAGACAACAGAAUCCAAACCAUCCGACCAUCUGGAGACAAUGGCCGGGGCCUGCGAGACACUGACGGUUUACCAAUCCGCGUGGGUCUAGAGGACCACAUGCUACUAAGCUAUUAG